GCGAGCGGUUUACUUUAGAUCGGGCAAUACCGAGGCCACCUCAACACCGGUUCCACAGAGAAGGCGCGUGUCCGUUGUCUGUCGAUCGGGAUCGUUAUUCAUUUCCUACUAGCUGAUCGAAACGCAGAGUAACCAUCAAGAAUGGCUCCAAAGUCAAGGAAACAUAGACAUUCGGAGGAGAAAGAGAAGGUAGAAGUCACUCCUCCAAAGAAACAAAGACUCUCAGAAGAGAAGCCAGACUCUCCGACCGAACUAAGCCCCAACUCUCUGUUCGGGAUGGGAAACCCCCUCCUGGACAUCUCAGCCGAGGUGGACAAGGACUUUCUGGACAAGUUUGGACUGAAGCCCAAUAACGCAAUCCUGGCAGACGAGAGCCACAAAGCGCUGUUCGAGGAGCUCAUCGGCAAAUUCACGGCGGAGUACCACGCCGGGGGCGCCACCCAGAACUCCAUCCGAGUGGCACAGUGGAUGAUCCAGAAGCCCGACAAGGUGGGCACGUUCUUCGGAUGCAUCGGCAAGGACAAGUUCGGGGAUAUCCUGAAGAAGAAGGCGCUGGAGGGAAAGGUGGACGCCCACUACUACGAGCAGGAGGAGGAGCCCACCGGCACCUGCGCGGUGUGCAUCACCGGGGAUAAAAGGUCCCUGGUUGCUAACCUCGCGGCGGCUAAUGCCUACAAGAAGGACAAGCAUCUGGACCUGGAGGAGAACUGGGCGCUAGUAGAGAAAGCUAAAGUCUACUACAUUGCUGGUUUCUUCCUGACGGUCUCCCUGGAGUCCAUCCUGAAGGUGGCCAAGCACGCGGCCGAGAACAACAAGGUGUUCUGCCUGAACCUCGCCGCUCCCUUCAUCUCCCAGUUCUUCAAGGACGGCCUCAUGCAGGUCAUGCCCUACGUGGACGUUCUGUUCGGGAACGAGACGGAGGCUGCUGAGUUUGGCAAAGCGCAAGAAUUCGAGACUGAGGACGUCGAGGAGCUAGCCAAGAAGGCCCAGGCUCUGCCCAAAGAGAACACCAAGCGGCCCAGAGUGGUGGUCUUUACCCAGGGGAAGGAGCACACCAUCGUGGCUCAAAGCGACAACAAGAUAGAUACAUUCCCCGUGCUGAAGAUCGACCCCAAGGAUAUCGUUGACACAAACGGCGCUGGUGAUGCCUUUGUUGGCGGGUUCUUGUCCCAGCUGGUGCAGGAGAAACCCCUGGAGCGGAGCGUGGAGGCGGGUCACUAUUCGGCCAACGUGGUCAUCAGACGCUCUGGCUGCACCUUCCCAGCGAAGCCAGAAUUCCACUGAGGGUCCGUCCAUCACUGUCGUAUCACUCGUGUUCCCAGUGCGCCUCAAGCAACCCUCCUUACAAACCUGACCUCAUGUGGUUCAGGGCCUGUGUUAAACCUCCGCCAUCAUCCAACCAACAGCAAUCCGUCCCUCUCUGUGUGUGUGUGUGUGUGUGAACUGCAUGUUGAAGUACCCGUCUUAUCCAUGCUAUACCCGUUACGUCUGCUAGGGGCCACUUUGAGUUGUUACACCAGCAGUUCAGGUAGAUGGUCUGUUGCAGAGGUUACACCAAAACAGAAAUGUGGGGAACCUUGCAGGCUGUAAAACCAUUGCUGGACAUUUUGAAUCUCAGUGAAAAAUGGCAUUAAUUUGUUCAUAUCGUAUAUAUUUUGUUGAGACGAUAAGUGAGUUUUUGAUAGUAUUACGAGGCUCUGACACUGCCAGCCACUGUGUUUAUCGUGCACGGUUGCAUUCAAGCCGUUCCCCUUGGGCUUUCUGUGACAGCAGAGUAAUUCCAUGAGGGGGUGAUGACCUUAAUUAUAACAUUGUGAUGUUAUGCAUACAGUAUUGAGCUCUACAGGAAUGACACGGGCUACGAUUAUUUUUCCUUUACUCAUGACUGGUGAACCUCGUUACACAGGUUUUAAUCGACCAGUGGGAUGCCAAAUUGGUUCCCUUUUUCUAAAGCACACGUUUCAAUUUGUAUGACUAUAUUUGUACUUAAAGGUGUGCGAGCUAAGCUUUGCACACUUGUUCCCUGCAGACCAAUGAGCUGCUUUGAUUGUGUUUGGCUUUGUCCUACGUUCCGUUUUAGAGGGUUGGUCUGUACGAUUUAAUUUUCCUCAACUCCUCGUACGGAGAAGAAGCCUCUGUCGAUUCGGAUGCCUUUUUUUAAUUCCUUUUUUUUUUUCUUUUUUUUUUACUUAAGUUUGCUGAGGCACGAUGUCCACACUCUUGUUUAACUACAUGGAAGUUACUCGCCAUCUUUGCUCAGCGCAGUGCAAGAGAGCUGGGCCCAUCUCUCCUUGAUAGCCUUUUUUUCUUCUGCCUUAAAAGACUGAAAAACCUGCGCGUGUGACUCGUUUGUCUACAUGGCCUCAAAAUACCCGGAAUGGAAGGUCUUUUAUUUUGUUAAAUGCUAACUAUGUUACGGUAUUUUCUUAAACUGACAAAGAAAGCUUAUUUACGAUAAGAAAAGUAGUUGGUCAAACUGAUAAUUUUUUUAUUUUUUAGAAUAUCAUAUUUGUUACAUUUGUUUCUGCAGUUUUUAAAUGGUAGGCUGUUAAAAUCCUAAACUUAAAAAAAUCACAUUUCUGUUGGAUCAUGAGGGUUUUUUUUCUGGUCAGGGUUCAAUUGAAUCUAAUUAUUAUCUAAUUAUAACGACAUGCAAACAAAUUGUCCCUGCAGUUGGAAAUGGUGUCGACAAUAUUAAACCCAUGGAAAGUUAUCGGUCUGGCGUCUUCUUUUCACUGAGCCUCUCCAACUGCAAGGCAAUGUCCAGCGCUCUCAGCUGCCUCAGGAAGCCGUGAUUGGGCAGAAUGCAACGCCGCUGGCGCACGUGCUCAAUGGCACCCACCACGCUCAGGCCUUGCUCCAUCAUCAGGUACGCCAGGACCAACGAUGCUGACCGACUCCGCCCCAUUACACAAUGGACCAGCACCUUGCCUAGGGCCCCCCAGCGUGCGUGCACACACACACACGCGCGCGCACACACAUACACACACACACCAAUCAAUCAGCUUCAAUUAGCUUUACGUAGGCAAUGUAUGUGCAUUCAAGGUAGGCCUACAUAGCUUUGGGUCUCGCUCAAUCACUAGAGUAACAUAAAUAACCAGGUAUGGGUGGCCAAAACAAUAAUGGAACCCACUAGUAGUAAAGAUGGAUAGAAAAGGGCCCAGUGAUGUACAUUUUAUCUAUCAAUCAACAGAUCUAUUAAAGAGAUUUAAAAAGAGGUAACAAAAUAAUUCGCCUAUUUCCUGAAGGCAUGACGCAUCGGUUCACGUAGGCCUACUCUGUGGAUCCUGAACAGCGCCGUGGAUGAAGAGGCUGGCAGGACAGAAGAACUGGGCGAUGUUGAAGGUGGGCUUGUCGUCGGCAUCCAGCCCGUAGUAUUGGAUGUCCAUGUCGUCUCGGUAGUAGUCGGCGCCGGUCGAUACAUUGUUCCACUUGCCUUCCGCUGCGUUCAGGAUGUGCGUGAUGCCCAUGCUCUUCAGAGCAGCUCGCUCCAAGGCUGUUUUCCUGCGGACAGAGAGACUUUCCUUCAUGAACUGAAAUAACAGAUUAUUCAUUAUCCUUAUUAAGCAGGCAGGAGUUGCCCAAAGAUGCAUCAGGUACUUUGCGGAUGAUGUGGAGCCGCAAUCAGUGCGUGUUCAUGUAGGCCUACUCACUCAUCUCCUAUGUAGAUACCGGGCCAAACUUCGUUGACGUGUGUGUACUGGGCUCCGGCGCCCGCCCAAAACAUCUGCUCCAGGUCCAGCGUCCCGGGCGUGAUGUAGUCGCUGUUGGGGUCCACACGCACGGAUUUGUACGGGUUACCCCCGCAGCGCGGCUUCACCCCCACGCAAGAAGACAUGAUUCUCGCCGUCUGCGACCACCAGAACCUUUGACCGUCUACCGCAAUAUGGCUCUACCUCAAGUGGGCAGAUGUCUGGGAUAUUGGCAGUGAUUGACGUCCUACCUGGACAGGUUACAAAAACAAUCACAACAAAGAUGUAUUAGUUUGUGGUAUAGUGUUAGUAAAAGGUGUUAUAUUUAACCAAUUUCUCUGUUUUAUGAAAACGUACCUCUAUGUAUCCUACGAGAAAUGCCGUUUUAAGU
Messenger RNA from Gadus chalcogrammus (walleye pollock), 4083 nucleotides. Its product is annotated as adenosine kinase-like. Gene Ontology annotation, cellular component: cytosol; nucleus. The record is from RefSeq and is a predicted model, not a curated record. The transcript is spliced from 11 exons. Gene Ontology annotation, molecular function: adenosine kinase activity. Gene Ontology annotation, biological process: purine ribonucleoside salvage. The coding region runs from base 142 to 1284 and encodes 380 amino acids. NCBI's taxonomy places the organism in Eukaryota, Metazoa, Chordata, Actinopteri, Gadiformes, Gadidae.